GUUCGUUCUGGACCUGAACUGAACCGGUGCUGCAGCUGCUGGGCCCGCGCGGCUCCCGGCGCGGGGCGCGUGCUGGGGGCGGGGCUUGUGUUGAUGACGCGGGCUGGCAGACACUUCCUAAAACAUGCGCGAGGCAGUCCAGAGCCUCAGCGCCCGCCCGGACCGUCUGCUGUGAAAAGAACCGCGCCAGAAGUUCUGGAUGGAGACGGACCCACUGCUGGGCGGCUCCACGGAGUUCGGUUCGGGGCGCGCGGACUCGUGCGCUUCAGACGCAGAUGAUGAGCUGUACCUCCAACAGGCCGUGGUCUUUAUUGAAGACGCCAUCCACUACCGCUCCAUCAACCACCGCGUGGACGCCGGCUCCCUGCGGAUGUACAGAUGCUACUACUCCCGGUUGUGUCAGUGGGUCUUGGCCGCCACCAUCACGGCGGUGUUGCUGCUGGCCUUCGUGGAGCGCCCGUCCUCCCUGUCCAGGUCCUCGGACCCCCGCCAUCGGUCGGAGCCGUGGAACCCGCCCUGCGGCCUGACGGAGAGCAUCGAGAUGUUCUGCCUCCUCGUCUUCUGCCUGGAUCUCGCCAUGAAGAGCUACUUGAUCGGCUGGGAGGAGUUUAAGAAAUGCAAAUGGUUGAUCAGCUACACGGUGGUUCUGUCCGUCUCCAUCAUCGACUGGGUGUUGUCCAUCAGCAUGCUGUGUCACGAGAACCUGAGAGUACGGCGGCUGUUCCGGCCCUUCUUCCUCCUGCAGAACUCGUCCCUGAUGAAGAAGACGCUGAAGUGCAUCAAGAGGACUCUGCCAGAGAUCGCCAGCGUCAUCCUGCUGCUGGCUCUGCACCUCUGCCUCUUCACCAUGAUCGGCAUGCUGCUGUUCGCCAAAACCGACGAUCAGCAGAAGAACGAGGAGUGGCUGCUGCAUUUCAGAGACCUCCCUCAGUCCAUCACCUCCCUGCUGGUUCUGCUCACCACAGCCAACAACCCGGACGUGAUGAUCCCCGCCUACUCGCAGAACAGAGGCUACUCCAUCUUCUUCAUCAGCUUCAGCGUGAUCGGAACCUACUGUCUGAUGAACCUGCUGACCGCCAUCAUCUAUAACCAGUUCAGAGGGUACCUGCUGAUGUCGCUGCAGACGUCCGUCAUUAGGAGGCGGGUCGGGAUCCGAGCGGCCUUCCAAGUCCUGAGCUGUCAGAGAAGCCAGACCGGCGCUCAGGUCCUGGUGAGGAUCGACGCCGUGCUGAAGGUCAUGUCCAGGGUCAAGAUGAAGAGCUACUACAGGGACGCCAUCAAUGCGGCGGUGCAGGCGCACGCCGACGUCGGCGUCAUGGACCGCGAGCAGUUCCGGAAGGUGUUUGAUGAGCUGGACAAAGACCGCAUCACGGAGCAUCCUCCUCUUCCUCAGUACAGCAGCGUGGUCCUGCAGAAGCUGCAGCUGCUCUGCAGCCACUACUACCUGACGGUGCUGGGGAACGCCGUGGCCCUCACCAACGUCAUGUGCAUCUGCACGGUCCUGGUGCUGAACUCCGAGAAGACCACAGUGGAGAGGAACAACUCCAACCUGGAGAUCAUCAACCUGUGCUUCAUCCUCUACUACCUGCUGGAGAUGAGCGUGAAGGUGUUCGCGUUCGGCUGGAGGGGUUACCUGUCCUACAGGAACAACAUCUUUGACGGCGUCCUCACCGUCCUGCUGCUGGUUCUGCAGAUCACCAUAUUUAUCAAGUACACCCCCCCGAGUCCCGUGGAGAGUAACUCCUCUCUCUGGGAGCUGGUGCGGCUGGUGAACAUGCUGAUCGUCUUCCGCUUCCUGCGCAUCAUUCCUGACAUCAAGCUCAUGGCCUUGGUUGCCAGCACGCUGAUGGACCUGGUGAAGAACCUCCGAGCGUUUGCAGGGAUUCUGGUGGUGGUGUACUACGUGUUUGCGGUGUUCGGGAUCUGGCUCUUCGAAGGCGCCAUCAAACCUCCUCCUGGAAGCAGCGGGCUGUCCAACACCUCCCUGCAGAACAUCUCCAACGCCACCAUGGAGUGCGGCACCUACGAGCAGCUGGGCUACUGGCCCAACAACUUUGAUGACUUUGCUGCAGCCAUUAUUUUGCUCUACAACGUCAUGAUCGUCAACAACUGGCAGGCCUUCAUGGACGCUUACAGCAGAUACACCUCAGAAUGGUCCAAGGUCUACUUUGUGAGUUGGUGGCUCACCUCUUCGGUCAUGUGGGUCAACCUGUUCGUGGCGCUCAUCCUGGAGAACUUCAUCUACAAGUGGGACCGCAGCCACAGCUGCUCCAUCACGGAGGUGGAGAAGAUCCAGUACGAGACGUCCAUUCAGCUCAUGUUCAGGGAGCAGAUCCAGGAGCCGACGGAGGAGGAGUUGCUCUGUGAGCUUCACCGACACCCUCACCUGCACCUGCAGUGGUGACCUCAGAACCCAACCCAGCUGCAGUUUUGUCUUUUCUUUAGAUGUUUGACAUGUUACUGAAACCUUUAAGGCUGCAGGUGAACCUGCAGGAGAUGCUGAGUCCAUGUUCAGAAACAGAAACGACAGACCUCCAGAAGCCGUUAGGAGAGCUCUGAGGACUAAAGGAAACCAGCAGCCUUCAGAGCAGUGUAGCAUCUGCUCAUGAGCACUUUAGAAGAAUGAAACACUCCAGAGUCUCAUCUCUCUGAGGAACUCAUGGAGGCGAGUCAGCAGCAGAACCGGACCAGGUGACCUUUAAAAUCCACACAAAAAGACCGUCAGGAAGACAGAAGCAUCUCCAGAAGGAAUGGAGACGAUGUUUCCGUAGCAACCGUUCGUACCAAAGCUGGGCUCACAACAUCCUUCUUAAACCGAAGUUCAGUUUUAUUUUCAUCUGAGAAGAACCCACUGAACCCUCCGGGCCGCGCUGCAGACCGGAGGCCGCGCUGGCACAGGAAGUGGCAUCGCCAGCGAACGGAAGCGAUCCUUCAUCGUUUCCUCCUGGACGGUCUCAGCUCAGAAACAUCCCGACCGCACCUUUAAAAACAGAACUGGUGGUUUCAACAGGUUGGUUUCUAGUCGGGCAGCACCCUGGUGUAGAGGAACCGGAGAGUUUCUGUGAGCGGUGGGUCACCUGAAGCUUCACCGACGUUGACCUCGGGCUGAGCAGAAACAUGAUCGAGUCCAAAUACGAGAAUUCUUUGAGUUCAUUCUCAAACCGUUGGUUGGUCCUGAAGUCGGUCUCUGGGUUCACCUGUGAUUGUUGAGGGUCUUUGGGGGAAUGAAGCGUUUCUGAACUCCACAGCGCCACCUACCUGCAAACGUCAAGGUUCAAAAGGGAAACUGUCACUUUAUUCAAAGGUAUUUUUUUAGAUCAGGAGAAAAACUGCUGUUUAAAAAUGGAUGUAAAAUAAAUAUUUUACAGAAA
Messenger RNA from Oryzias melastigma (Indian medaka), 3371 nucleotides. RefSeq names its product two pore segment channel 2 (gene tpcn2). NCBI's taxonomy places the organism in Eukaryota, Metazoa, Chordata, Actinopteri, Beloniformes, Adrianichthyidae. Gene Ontology annotation, cellular component: lysosomal membrane. The transcript is spliced from 25 exons. Gene Ontology annotation, biological process: transmembrane transport; monoatomic ion transport. Gene Ontology annotation, molecular function: voltage-gated channel activity; monoatomic ion channel activity. Bases 200 to 2404 code for a protein of 734 amino acids. The record is from RefSeq and is a predicted model, not a curated record.